AUGUCGAACGUUCACUUCCCUUACUCCAAGGCGCCUUUGCGCACCAUCAAAGAAAUCCAGUUUGGUCUCUUCGCCCCCGAAGAGAUCAAGCGCAUGAGUGUGGUCCAUGUGGAAUACCCUGAGACGAUGGACGAGCAACGACAACGGCCGAGGACCAAGGGUGUUAAUGACCCCCGACUGGGUACCAUUGACCGUCAGUUCAACUGCGAGACCUGCGAAGAGGGACCCAAAGAAUGUCCUGGACAUUUCGGUCAUAUUGAGCUUGCGUCUCCAGUAUUCCAUAUUGGUUUCGUGACUAAGAUCAAGAAGCUGUUGGAGACCGUGUGCCACAACUGUGGAAAGAUCAAAGUUGGAGCGGAUAACCCCAAAUUCUUGGAAGCUAUUCGCCUGCGAGACCCGAAAAGACGCUUUGACGCGAUCUGGAGAGCUUCCAAGGAUAUUUUCACCUGCGAAACUGAUCCGUCGCCCGAGGAUGAUGAAUUCGCAAAGGACAACCAAAAGCGCCAUUUCCACGGUGGGUGUGGCAACGCCCAGCCUACAGUGCGCAAGGAAGGUAUUACCCUUGUGGGCACCUGGAAACCCAGCAAGAGCAUGAUGGAGGACGAUAUGACGGCACAGCCCGAGAAGAAGGUUAUUUCUCCUGCGAUGGCUUUGAACAUCUUCCGGAACAUUUCCCACGAAGACGUUCGCAUCAUGGGUCUGAGCAAUGACUACGCCCGUCCCGAGUGGAUGAUUCUCACAGUUCUUCCCGUCCCACCCCCAACUGUUCGCCCCAGUGUUAUGAUGGGAGCUACCAGCGGCUCUCGGGGUGAGGAUGACUUGACUUACAAGUUGGCGGAAAUCGUGCGUGCCAAUCAGAAUGUUCAGCGCUGCGAGCAGGAAGGCGCCCCAGAGCACGUUAUCCGUGAGUUCGAGUCCCUUCUGCAGUAUCACAUCGCCACAUACAUGGACAAUGAUAUUGCUGGUCAGCCUAAGGCUAUGCAGAAGGGAAACCGCCCGGUCAAGGCUUUGCGCAGCCGUCUGAAGGGCAAGGAAGGUCGUUUGCGUCAGAACUUGAUGGGCAAGCGUGUCGACUUUUCGGCCCGUACCGUCAUUACAGGUGAUCCCAAUCUGUCUCUUGAUGAAGUCGGUGUGCCGUAUUCGACGGCCAAGAUCUUGACCUACCCCGAGGUGGUGACCCCGUACAACAUUGAGAAGCUGCAGCAGUUGGUUUCCAACGGACCCAACGUGCACCCUGGUGCCAGGUACAUUGUCCGAGACACUGGUGAGCGAAUUGAUCUUCGUCACGCCAAGCGCGCUGGUAAUCAGCAGCUGCUGUACGGAUGGAAGGUCGAGCGUCAUCUUGACAACGGUGAUGUGAUCCUGUUUAAUCGUCAACCAUCUCUUCACAAGGAAUCCAUGAUGGGCCACCGCGUCCGUGUCAUGCCCUUUUCGACCUUCCGACUGAACUUGUCGGUAACGACUCCUUAUAACGCCGAUUUCGACGGUGACGAAAUGAACUUGCACGUUCCCCAGAGCGAGGAAUCGCGCGCAGAGCUCUUUGAGCUCGCUUUGGUCCCGAAGAACAUUGUCUCUCCCCAGCGUAACGGUCCUCUCAUGGGUAUCGUGCAGGAUACUCUGUGCGGUAUCUACAAGAUCUGCCGUCGUGAUAUCUUCCUCACCAGUGAUCAAGUCAUGAACGUCAUGCUCUGGGUCCCUGACUGGGAUGGUGUCAUUCCCCCUCCCGCUAUUUUGAAGCCUCGUCCUCGCUGGACUGGCAAGCAGAUGAUCAGCAUGGCUUUUCCCACUGGUCUCAACCUUCUGCGUAUCGACAAGGACAGCUCGCCACUAUCCGAGAAAUUUAGCCCUCUUAAUGACGGCGGCCUGCUCAUCCAGGGGGGACAGUUGCUGUAUGGUAUGCUCUCCAAGAAGACCGUCGGUGCCAGUGGUGGUGGUGUGAUCCACACGAUAUUCAACGAGUAUGGGUGUGACACUGCGGUCAACUUCUUCAAUGGUGCCCAGACCAUCGUCAACUACUGGCUGCUGCACUAUGGGUUUAGUAUCGGUAUCGGUGACACGAUCCCCGAUCACAACACCAUCCAAAAGAUUGAGGAGGCCGUCCGCGCCCGCAAGCAGGAGGUCGAGACGAUCACUGCGAGUGCCACAGAGAACACCCUGGAAGCCCUGCCUGGUAUGAACGUUCGUGAAACAUUCGAGAGCAAGGUUUCCCGCGCCCUAAACAACGCUCGUGAUGAGGCCGGUGCCGCGACCGAGAAGAGUUUGAAGGAUUUGAACAAUGCCAUUCAGAUGGCCCGUUCUGGUUCUAAGGGUUCGACUAUCAACAUUUCCCAAAUGACUGCUGUUGUCGGACAACAGUCCGUGGAAGGAAAGCGUAUCCCAUUCGGAUUCAAGUAUCGUACCUUGCCGCACUUCACCAAGGACGACUACUCUCCGGAAUCUCGUGGCUUCGUUGAGAACUCGUACCUGCGUGGUCUGACUCCCACUGAGUUCUUCUUCCACGCCAUGGCUGGUCGUGAGGGUUUGAUCGAUACUGCUGUCAAGACUGCUGAAACUGGUUAUAUCCAGCGUAAGCUGGUUAAGGCCUUGGAGGAAGUCAUGGUCAAGUACGAUGGCACUGUCCGUAACUCAUUGGGGGAUAUUAUCCAAUUCAUUUAUGGAGAAGAUGGCUUGGAUGGUGUACACAUUGAGAACCAACGUGUUGACAUCAUUCGCUGCUCCGACGAGCAGAUGCGCCAGCGUUUCCGGGUCGAUGUCAUGGACCCUGAGAUGUCUCUCGGUCCUGAGGUGUUGGAGCAGGCCAACGAGAUUGCAGGUGAUAUGGAGGUCCAGCGAUACUUCGACGAAGAGUGGGAGGCUCUUCUUGAGUCUCGUGCUUUCCUCCGGACCGUGGCCAAGGAGGACGAUGAGAUGAUGCAGCUCCCCAUCAACGUCCAAAGAAUCCUGGAGAUGGCCCGGUCUACUUUCCGCAUUCGUGAGGGCACUAUCAGUGAUCUGCACCCUGCCGAGGUUAUUCCUCAAGUACAGGCCUUGCUUGACCGCCUGGUUGUUGUUCGAGGCGACGACGUUAUUUCACGCGAGGCCCAGGAUAACGCAACGCUGUUGUUCAAGGCGCAGCUUCGCAGCCGUCUCGCAUUCCGCCGACUGGUCACGGACUAUUCGCUCAACAAGCUUGCGUUCCAACACGUUCUUGGUGCCAUUGAGAAUCGUUUCGCACGUGCUGCGGCAAAUCCUGGUGAGAUGGUUGGCGUUCUUGCUGCCCAAUCCAUCGGUGAGCCCGCCACACAGAUGACUCUGAACACCUUCCACUUUGCUGGUGUGUCGUCCAAGAACGUUACUCUAGGUGUGCCCCGUCUCAAGGAGAUCCUCAAUGUGGCAACCAACAUCAAGACACCGUCUAUGACUGUUUACCAAGAAUCCGACAAGACAUAUGACAAGGAGGGCGCGAAGCAGUUGCGCAGUGUUGUCGAGCACACCAGCCUGCGGUCCGUUACUGAGGCCACUGAGAUUUACUACGAUCCGGACAUCCAGUCUACCGUUAUCGAGAACGAUCGCGACAUGGUUGAGUCCUACUUCAUCAUCCCCGAAGAUGUUGAAGGAGACCUGGCCAACCAGUCGAAAUGGCUGCUUCGUAUUGUCCUCAGCAGACCUAAGCUUCUUGACAAGGGACUCACGGUUCAGGACGUUGCUGACAAGAUCAAGAAGGCGUACAAGGAGGAUAUUGCUGUUAUUUUCAGUGAUAACAACGCCGACGAACAGGUCAUCCGUAUCCGUCAAGUCCAGACCCACAAGGACGAUGACGAUGAUGACGAUGUUGAAUAUGAUGUGACCCUCAAGAAACUUGAACAGCACCUUCUCGAUACGCUUACUCUCCGUGGUGUCCCCGGCGUGGAGCGUGCUUUCAUCAAUGAGAAGAGCAAGGUCCGCGUCAAAGAGGAUGGUGCCCUCAUCGUGAGCAAGACGGACCCUCUUUGCAAGGAGUGGGUUCUUGAGACCAGCGGCUCUUCUCUCGCGCCGGUUCUUGCUAUCCCUGGUGUCGACGCUACGCGUACCUACUCGAACCAGUUUAUUGAGAUUUUCGAGGUGUUUGGUAUCGAGGCCGCCCGUACUGCUGUGCUUCGCGAGUUGACUCAGGUGCUGGCCUUUGAUGGUUCUUACGUCAACCAUCGGCACUUGGCGCUCCUGGUCGAUGUGAUGACUGUACGAGGCUACCUGACACCUGUCACUCGUCAUGGUAUCAACCGUGCCGACAAUGGUGCUUUGAUGCGUUGUUCAUUCGAAGAGACCGUUGAGAUCCUGUUGGAGGCUGCUGCCUUUGGCGAGCUUGAUGACUGCCGUGGCGUGUCGGAGAACCUUAUUCUUGGGCAGAUGGCCCCCGCUGGAACGGGAGAAUUUGAUGUCUAUCUGGAUCAAAACUUGCUCAACACAGUUGUCUCGAACAAUGCCCGCUUCCAUCUCAUGGGCGGCGUUGGGGCAAAGGACGCCAUCAUCUCCGAUGGUGCUGCUACUCAGUAUGAUACUGGUUCGCCCAUGGCCAGCUCCCCAUACAUGGUCGAUGGCGAUCCAGACGCAAGCUUCUCUCCCAUCCGACAGGGUGGUGCCGAGUCGCCCGGAGGCAUUACCAAAUACCAGCCCUCGGAUGGCUUUGGUGGUCUCAGUCCCGGAGCUCGCAGCCCUGGUACUGCCUACUCUCCGACCAGCCCCUUCAAUACCAGCAUGAACUCUCCUAGCUGGUCACCAACAUCGGCUUACUCUCCCACAUCUCCUGGCAUGAGCAUUACAAGCCCGGGCUUCACAUCUCCUGGUAUGUCGCCAGCGAGUCCGUCGUGGAGGCCAACGUCCCCGGCCUACUCGCCGUCGUCGCCUGCCCAAGCCUCGCCAAUGUACUCUCCCACUUCGCCCACGUACAGCCCCACGUCACCUUCUUUCAGCCCGGCCUCGCCGGCCAUUAGCCUGACGUCCCCAACGUCACCCGAAUACAGCCCUACCAGCCCUGCGCUUGGUGGUGGUCGGCAAUUGUCUCCCACUUCUCCCACAUCCCCCACGUCUCCCAAGUGGAGUCCUACUUCCCCAUCAUGGUCUCCCCAGCACGCCGCGCAGGCGGCAUACUCGCCAACGUCUCCUAAAUUUGCUGGCUCCCCGACGUCGCCCACUUCCCCGACUGCAUACAGUCCGAGCUCCCCAAACUUUGAAAGUCCAACGUCUCCGCGCCAGAAGUGA
Messenger RNA from Penicillium canariense, 5217 nucleotides. Its product is annotated as DNA-directed RNA polymerase II core subunit RPO21. Gene Ontology annotation, cellular component: RNA polymerase II, core complex. The coding region runs from base 1 to 5217 and encodes 1738 amino acids. The transcript is spliced from 6 exons. Gene Ontology annotation, molecular function: DNA binding. NCBI's taxonomy places the organism in Eukaryota, Fungi, Ascomycota, Eurotiomycetes, Eurotiales, Aspergillaceae. The record is from RefSeq and is a predicted model, not a curated record. Gene Ontology annotation, biological process: transcription by RNA polymerase II.